Messenger RNA from Paraglomus occultum, 3027 nucleotides. Lineage: Eukaryota; Fungi; Glomeromycota; Glomeromycetes; Paraglomerales; Paraglomeraceae. The record is from the annotation of a GenBank genome assembly.
AUGUUAGCAUACCCCGCAUCAACGUCUGAACCCUCUAAACCACAUGUCACCUUUGCCCCCACUCCAAAGAAGGACAAAUCAGUCCCUGUGAAGCGUGCUCCUUUGAGGUCUUCGUCUUCAAUGGACUUCACGCUCAAGCAACCUAUCUACCAGCCGGUAUGUCAGCCAAGCUGGCGGGAAGAACUGGCCGUGCGAUUAGACACCUCUUCACUUGGCAGUAUCUGGAAACUCUUCGAUGCACUCCUCAACAUUACCCUUUGUGUGAUAUACGUGUUCAACACCAAUCUAUUGAAAACAACUAUCCCGCCAGGCCGAGUUUUGUUCGAAUUCAUCGUGGCCGUACUGUUGGUUAUACAGUAUGCCCCAAAAUUCUACAUAACAGAAUUUACUUCCUGGCGAUCUUUAUUCACUCGCUUGUCGCCAAUCCUUACCGUCCUGGCUGUAUUUCCUACUGUCGUACUCGCACGAGACUCUAACUUUGGGGAUACCCCGGAAUUAGUGUUCUUCUAUCCCUUUCGUUUCAUACGAUGCUAUUUGUCAGUGUGUGAUUGUCUCGUGAGGAGCGAAAAGUCGGUAUUGCAUUUAGGACAAGUUACUAGUAAAGUGGCAAUAUUCGGUACCUCUGUACUUUUUCUGGUGUUGACUGGUUCCUCUUUGUUACAUGGAGUAGAAUUUGUAUAUCAGGAACAACCAAUUACCUUUCUUGAUGCUGUUUUCUUUACCACCAUCAUGUUGGGCACCGUCGGUUAUCUAAGUGACAUAGUACCACAUGGUCCUUUGCCUCGGUUGAUGCUGCUCUGUAUUUUCGUGAUGGGUUUCAUAUUUAUUCCAUAUUCCAUCACCGAGAUCCUUAUCUUGGUGCGUUCAAAAUCACCCUAUGACAAAGCUUAUCGCAAGGUAUCGCUACAACCCCACGUUAUUAUUAUACCGCCGACAAUAGAACUUCCUUCUCUCAGACAUUUUCUGAAAGAAUUCUAUUCCCUUGCGCAUGGACCAGUUACAAUUAACACUAAGGUGGUCAUUCUGAAUCCAGCAGAUCCGACUGAACGCGUGCAAACCUUUUUGUCGGAUCCGGUGUACGCCCAUCGUGUUCAAUAUAUUCGUGGAAGCUCACUCGAGUCACGAAGUCUUGUGAAAACUCGAGCAAAGCAAGCGUCGGCUUAUUUCAUUCUUGCUAAGAAAUAUACUCAACAAAGUGAGGCUAUUGAUGCAGAGAACGUGUUAAAAGCAAUUGCAUUGAGGAAGUAUAAUGAAGGUCCAAAGCUGUACAUACAAUGCAUACUGCCUGAAAAUAAAAUUCAUUUUGAAAGUUUAAAUCCUGAACAGAUCAUAUGCACAGAUGAGCUUAAACUUGCUAUUCUUGCGCAUUCAUGUCUAACUCCUGGUUUCUCCACUAUCCUGUACGGUCUUACCACAUCGUUUGCUCACGAGACUGACGAUGAGGAGAGAGCCUCGAAAGAAAGUAGUGAUGUGGACUAUGACGUGAUGGAAGAUUAUCUUGAUGGCCUUUCGCAGUCUAUUUACACGACAACAAUGUCCGACCAUUUUUCAGGAACCGGUUUUCUCGCUGUUGCUGGUCGUCUGUACGAAGCCUUGGGCGUAGUCCUCUUUGCAAUUGGCAUUCCGAAAAAACGCUCACUCGGCAAAUAUGCAACGCAUUGGCUGUAUGAUGGAGAUGCAGAUGAUAACGACUUUAGAAACUAUACAGUUCUUAUUAAUCCUGGUGACUAUGUAGUAAAGGGCGAUGAAAUUGCAUUUGUUAUUGCCUCGAAUGCACCUGCAAUCGAGAGAAUUUCUACGUUCGAAGAACAGUAUCCACAAACACAAUCUCGGCCCUCAAUGAUAGGGCCCCCACCGUCAGAACGAGAGCCGUUGUUGUCUGCAGACACGUUGAAGAAUAACGGCGGUGGUGAUUAUUUCGGAAUAAGAAAAGUGAGAGACCAAAUUCCCCGCACUCCUUCACCUGAUCACAUGCACUAUCCUCAUAAACCAGAAUCGAUAAGUUCGAGACGACAGCGUGCGUUAUCUACUCCACUCGCGCUAUCAACUGAUCAUGGUGUUGAACAUCAUCACGGACAUCAGAAAUCACACUCGCAUCCUAAUGAUUAUGAGCUCGGACACUCGUUAACUCAUCCGUACGAUAAUGAUCAUUUGAUCACUGUUCUGGAGAAUAUUACUGAUCAUAUCAUAUUGUGUGAUUACUCGACUACUUUCCCAAGAAAUUUAGAUUGUUUCGUUAGCCCAUUAAGGAUGUCACAUUUGGAAAGGAUAAUACCAGUGGUUAUUCUGUCUCCAACAAGGCCGUCUACCAGUCAAUGGAAGAUAUUGAGUCAGUUUGAUCAAGUGUAUAUCGUUCAAGGAAACCCAAUGACAAGAGAGGGUUUGGAGUGCGCAAGAGUAAAAUAUGCUAGACAAGCAGUCGUUCUAAGUGAUUCCACAAGAAUCCUCAAAAAUGGAGAGAAGAUCGAAGAUGCACCGGCAAUGCUUGUAUUCUUAAACAUUAAAGCGAUGUGUCAAAAUGAUAUUGAUAUAUUUGUCGAGUUUGUGCACACUGAUAACAUGAAAUUUAUGUCUGAAGACUCGCAAGCCAUUGAGAAACACUUAAAGGCUCAUCAUUCGCCAGCAUUUAUGCAAGGGACUUGCUUCUCGCCUUCAAUGCUUGACAGUAUAAUCUGCCAAUCAUUUUAUCAACCUCAUUUAGUAGCGACAAUCAAUCAAAUUCUAUUUGGUGCACCUCCCCUUCAUUUGCCAUCGGGUGCUACAUGUCCCGCACCGGCGCACUCUCAUUUGUUCAAAAUCGCCAUUCCUCAACUCUAUGUAGGAUACGAGUAUGGAUCAUUGUUUAAAUAUAUGUUGGAGGAAAAGAAGGCCGUCCCGUUGGGGUUGUAUAGGCGUACUGUAGUGAAGAGUAAUUUAAAGAAUGGGAAGGAAUUACGAUAUGUGCAUACGUGUCCCAAGUAUAACGUCAUAUUGAGAGAAGAUGAUAUGAUAUUCGUGUUUAGCAAAAAGGCACCUGUUAUAAAUUGA